AUGGUGGGGAGCAUUGAUGGCCUGAUCCUGCAGAUGCAUACUGCUUUCCACCCAGAAAAGUCCCGUUGGCUGUACUGGACGAAGGUCUGGGAUGAGGGCCUGCGCGAGGGCUGGCGACUCUUGUCUUCAUCGAGCCAGUCUGCCAGCUUCAGUAUCUUCCUCUGGACACUGGCUGACUACGGGUGCCAAGGGAAGGGUCUGGAGUUGUCUCACUGUGUAGGGGCCAACUCGCUGUGCCCUGCUGUGCCUUGGAGGUCCGGGGGGCCCUGCAAGAUGAAGAGGGUCCGCACCGUCUUCAAACCAGAGCAGCUGGAGCGGCUGGAGCAAGAGUUCCUCAAGCAGCAGUACAUGGUGGGCACGGAGCGAGUAGACCUGGCUGCAACUCUGCAUCUCACAGAGACUCAGGUGAAAGUCUGGUUCCAGAACCGGAGGAUCAAAUGGAGGAAGCAGAGCAUGGAGCAGAAGGCGGCAAAGCUGUCACAGUUUAGGGUGAUACAGCCUGCCACCGUGGACUCGACGGACAUCAAGGACCACGAGGAGGACACUGUGGACGUUGAGCUUUGA
This is a messenger RNA of Pygoscelis adeliae (Adelie penguin), 564 nucleotides long. RefSeq names its product homeobox protein not2-like. Gene Ontology annotation, biological process: central nervous system development; regulation of DNA-templated transcription; neuron differentiation. Bases 1 to 564 code for a protein of 187 amino acids. Gene Ontology annotation, molecular function: DNA-binding transcription factor activity, RNA polymerase II-specific; DNA binding. NCBI's taxonomy places the organism in Eukaryota, Metazoa, Chordata, Aves, Sphenisciformes, Spheniscidae. The record is from RefSeq and is a predicted model, not a curated record. The transcript is spliced from 4 exons.